AUAGGUUGGGGAGCAUGUCAUUAUUUUAUCGUUGGAUUAUGUGGAGUUUGUACAUUCGUAGAAGCUAUUGCCUCCCUUGUUGUUUUCGUCGUAUCACGUUUGAUAGUAUGCGAUUUAAAAUUGGAGAAGAACGAUAUCAUUAUAUUCAAUGCUACGCAAUCCUUCGGAAUGGCGAUUGGUUCCUUCUUGUUCGGAAGUUUAGCUGAUAUUUGUGGACGUAAAGGAAUCAUUUCUUUCACCAUGGUUCUUAUAUUUUGUUCAUCGAUAGCACUUUCUUUUGCUCAAACCGUAUUUUUGAUAAAUUUAUUUAUAUUUUUAUUAGGCCUAGGGUUAGCUGGAAAUUAUAUACUACUGAGAGUCUAUCUUAUCGAAUGUCUGCCGAUUAAAAGGAGAGAGACUUGUCUGGCUGUUAUAGAUAUUGCGUGGGUCCUCGGUUAUCUAUCUGCUUUAGGUGUGUCUUGGUCUUUAGUUCCUUCUAUUAUACAAAUGCUUUAUAAAAAAUUCCGUCCAAGUUCCUGGCGAGUACUUACUGGAAUUGGUGGUGCACCGAGUUUGAUAAUAGCCUGUGCAGUUAGUUUACUUCCAGAAACACCUAGAUUUUUGUUAUAUCAACAACGUCAGGAAGAAGCGAUCACGGUUCUAAGGCAGAUGUAUGCUAUUAAUAAUUCAAAGCAUAUAGAAACUUAUCCGAACGUCGAUUUGAACACUUGCAUCGAGCAAGACGAAGAAACCGACGAUACAAAUAGUCUGUUUAAAAUGAUUUAUAGAUAUGCCGUAAAGACCCACGAACGAUUACAUAAAUUGUUUCGAUUGCCGUUUAGACGUAUCACGAUAUGCAGCUUAGCUUUGUGUUUCUUACAAUUUCCUGGAUUCAUUUGGCUUGCUCUUUGGGAUAGUCAUUUGUUACAAGAACUUGGAAAAGAAAUAGAAGAAAAUAAAAGAGGAAAUGAUUUUACAUGCAAUAUUAAUUUCUUAGAGAUUGCAGAGAGUCUCUUAUUAAGUUGUCAACAAAUUAACCAUCAACGUUUCAUAUUUCUAUUAUGUAUUUCUUUUAGUUACUUAUUGGGAGAAAUUUUGCUUAUAAUAGGAAUACAAGUUAUUAGAAAAAAGUGGAUUUUAAUAUUAUCAUCGUUUAUAGGAGGCAUAGCGAUAUUCUGUAUAAUGUUUCUAGUUCAAUAUGCUAUGCAAAUCAUUUUCUCCAUAGUAUUCCUCGCAUCAUACGCGAUCAAUAAUACCAUUGUUAAUAUUCUAAUAGCUGAAAAUUAUCCAACCGGUUUGAGGGGUACUGUUAUGGGAUUCAUGAGAAUAUUACCACAUUUGGCAGCUACGAUGAUCAAGUUUGUUUCAAAUAUUUCAUGUGUCCUUAGUAUAAUAGCAGCCUUUAUUAUUUUAAUAAGUACUGCUAUCCUUGUUAUACCAAUACCUGAUUUAACUGGAAUACCGAUACAAGAACGAUCUAUUAUUACUUAGAAUGAUUUAUAAAUGUAUUCAAGAGGAUAUUUGUGAUUUUUAAUUAUCUUUGGUAAAAUAGAUUUUAUAUAUAUAUA
This is a messenger RNA of Vespula vulgaris, 1547 nucleotides long. RefSeq names its product inner membrane metabolite transport protein YgcS-like. The transcript has 9 exons. Gene Ontology annotation, biological process: transmembrane transport. Gene Ontology annotation, molecular function: transmembrane transporter activity. The record is from RefSeq and is a predicted model, not a curated record. NCBI's taxonomy places the organism in Eukaryota, Metazoa, Arthropoda, Insecta, Hymenoptera, Vespidae. The annotation marks the transcript as partial. Gene Ontology annotation, cellular component: membrane.